AUGGACGAAGCAGGCGACAUGCUCAACGCAGCCCCCAGCCUCCAGGACAUCGUGGACGAGAUUCAAGCUGAGAAGUUGACAGAAGUUAUGAAGCGCAAGGAAUGGGAAAGGUCAGAAAAAUGGAGGAAAAUGGCUAAAGUUGUUCGUCGGGGCGGCGAGGGUGAGGGCAUGGAGUUUGAGUUCGACAUGAGAAACCCUAAGCUGAUUGAAAGGACAUGGAAAGGAAUACCUGACCGAUGGAGGGGGGCAGCUUGGUGGUCUUUUAUGGCCACCAGCGCGAGGGAACAUGAGGGAUCACCCUCCGAGGAGAGAAUCGUAGCCGAAUUUCAUCGGCUCCAGCGACGAAGCUCCCCAGAUGAUGUGCAGAUCGACUUGGACGUGCCCAGGACCAUCAGUCGCCAUAUUAUGUUUCGACGACGUUAUCGAGGUGGCCAGCGACUACUGUUCAGGGUUCUUCAUGCGAUAUCAAUCUACUAUCCUGAGACAGGUUAUGUUCAGGGCAUGGCUUCGCUCGCGGCAACACUGCUCUGCUACUUCGACGAAGAGAAGUGCUUUGUCAUGCUAGUGCGAAUGUGGCAUCUCCGUGGACUGGCUCGUCUAUACCGUCCAGGUUUUGAGGAACUCAUGGCAGCCAUGGGCGACUUCAGUAAGCACUGGCUUAAUAAGGAAGUAGCCAGUAAACUCGACGAGUUAUGUAUUGAUACUACUGCUUAUGCCCAGCUGCGAAUCUGGGAUGUCUUCCUCCUAUUGGGUAAUGACACGUCUUUUAUGUACGAAUCACGAAAGUCCGAGACCAACACUCCUCAGACGGUGGAAUACGAUGUUUUGCACGCUACUAGUGCAGCAUUGGCUCAAGCCCUCCGAGAGGUCCUCUUGGGUGCGGAAUUCGAGAACGCCAUGAAGGCAUUGACAUCACCUAUCCCCGUCAAAGAUGAGGACUUUUUGAUGAAAGUGGUCAAGGCGGAAUACAAACAACACCACGGCAAGAAGAGGGCGUAG
Messenger RNA from Fusarium musae, 999 nucleotides. RefSeq lists its product as uncharacterized. The record is from RefSeq and is a predicted model, not a curated record. The transcript is spliced from 3 exons. Bases 1 to 999 code for a protein of 332 amino acids. NCBI's taxonomy places the organism in Eukaryota, Fungi, Ascomycota, Sordariomycetes, Hypocreales, Nectriaceae.